Messenger RNA from Cottoperca gobio, 1879 nucleotides. Its product is annotated as cytochrome P450 3A40-like. The record is from RefSeq and is a predicted model, not a curated record. Lineage: Eukaryota; Metazoa; Chordata; Actinopteri; Perciformes; Bovichtidae. Gene Ontology annotation, molecular function: iron ion binding; heme binding; steroid hydroxylase activity.
GUAUGUGCCUGGAGUUGUCUUUGUGUGAGCACAGAUUGCGACUAUAAAACAAUUUAACAAUCACACACUUUGUGCAGCAGGAGAUAAAAGUCUUCGUCCCCUGAGAGGGACUUCAGUGGCGCUUGUGCUACCAUUGAAAGAAGAGAGAAAACGCACAGAGAUGGGCUUUUAUUUCUCCACUGAGACAUGGACCCUCCUGGUGGUUCUCAUCACGCUGUUCUUUGUGUAUGCCUACUGGCCUUAUGGAACAUUUAAGAAAAUGGGGGUGCCUGGUCCAACACCAAUCCCUUUUUUCGGCACUAUGUUGGCAUAUAAAAAGGGAUUCACUAACUUUGACACAGAGUGCUUCAAGAAAUAUGGGAAAAUAUGGGGCAUUUUUGAUGGUCGUCAGCCCGUUCUGUGCAUCACAGAUCCCACCAUGAUCAAAACUGUUCUGAUAAAAGAGUGUUACUCUCUCUUCACCAAUCGCAGAAACUUCCGUCUGAACGGGCAACUGUACGAUGCCGUGUCCAUCGCUGAGGAUGACCAAUGGAGAAGGAUCCGUAGUGUCCUCUCUCCCUCCUUCACCUCAGGGAGACUGAAAGAGAUGUUUGAUAUAAUGAAGCACCACUCUGCUAACCUGAUCAGCAGCAUGAAAAAGAAGGCAGACAAGGACGAGCCCUUAGAGAUGAAGGAGUUCUUUGGACCCUACAGUAUGGAUGUAGUAAGCAGCACAGCCUUCAGUAUCGACAUAGACUCACUCAACAACCCUUCAGACCCUUUUGUCACUCAAAUCAAGAAGAUGCUGAAGUUCGACCUUUUUAACCCUCUUUUCCUCAUUGUUGCUUUCUUCCCCUUCAUGGGUCCUAUUUUUGAGAAGAUGGAGUUUUCCUUUGUUCCUGCGUCUGUCAUGGAUUUCUUUUACACUUCACUGCAGAAGAUCAAGUCUAAUCGAGAGCAAAGCAAGGAAAAGAGUCGAGUGGAUUUCCUUCAGCUGAUGAUUGACUCCCAGAAAAACUAUGAUCUCAGUAAAGGGGAAGAGAAUAAAGGUUUAAGCGAUCAUGAAAUCCUUUCUCAAGCAAUGAUUUUCCUCUUUGCCGGCUACGAAACAAGCAGCAGCUCUCUCACUUUCUUGGCUUACAACCUGGCGAGAAACCCUCACGCCAUGAAAGAGUUGCAGGAGGAGGUCGACUCUACCUUCCCUAACAAGGGUCCUGUUGAGUACCAGGCUAUGAUGCAGAUGGAGUAUCUAGACAGCGUCAUCAAUGAGUCUCUCCGAUUGUACCCCAUUGCCCCGCGCCUGGAGCGUGUGGCCAAGGCGACUGUGGAGAUAAAUGGCAUUGUGAUUCCCAAAGAUACGGUUGUCAUGGUACCCACAUGGACCCUUCACCGGGACCCUGAUCUGUGGCCCGAGCCCGAAGAGUUCAAACCUGAGAGGUUCAGCAAGAAAAACAAGGAGACUAUUGAUCCGUACUCGUACAUGCCUUUCGGGGCAGGACCGAGGAACUGCAUUGGGAUGCGAUUUGCUCUGGUGAUGAUGAAACUAGCAAUGGUGGAGAUCCUGCAGAGAUACAGCUUCUCUGUGUGUAAGGAGACUGAGAUCCCUUAGAGAUGGACAUCCAGGGCCUGCUGAUGCCAAAACGACCAAUCCAACUGAAGCUGGAGCCACGUUCUUAAACCCUCAAACUAAAAAAAGAAGAUGAAAGAUAAUCGUUAGAACUAUUAUGCAUACAGACCUAUUGCGAAUAAACAUGUAAACAUUUUUUUAUCAUGGUAAUGGUACAGUUGUGUGUAAAAGUGUAUCAGUUACUUCUCUUUUUUGUUCCUGCUAUCAAAGCUUUUAUUUCAUCCUAAUGGAUAAUUUGUCAAGCCUGUGUUAACAAUAAAGGAUAUUUUGGGA